AUGUGGUUUUUCGGCGGUUCUGUUACAAAGAUAGCAUUAGGACCUCCCACUUUCGACAUAUUUUUAAUGACUCCUGAAGUUAACAACUCGGCAGCCCAGCGUGUACCUAGCACGGUGGCUCGGACCAUACUGGUGUUGAAGUACCUCGCGGAGCUUGAUUUAUCUCCGAAACAGUUCAUGGUCACUUUUAUGUCAUCUUCUGAGCCUGUGAUUAAAUAUCGCCGAAGGCUCAUGAAGACUGGACGGGGGUUCGAGCAAACCCGAUCGAUAAUUACAAACUUUGGGAAACACUCCAAGUCUUGUGAGGAAGGGCGAGCUGCGUGGGAGUCAUUGAUUUUGGAUGAGGUCAGUUCGGCCAUUGGUGCACCGUUUCAAUGGGGUGAAAUUAAAAUUCACCGAAGCUUGUUCAUUAUCUUGCAGGCUUCAGAAAUUGUGAAUGAGCAAGAAUUGGCUCGGGGGCAUUUUCCAUUGGGCGCAUAUGUGAAACUGGCACUGAAUCAGACACACCUUGAUGACGUCGAAGACGACCUCUCCCAAGAAGGUCCCCCGUUGCAUCCUGACUCAAACACAUCGAGUCAGGCCACUGACGCAGGCGAUGCAGAAGAAGCCACGGUGUUGUCCAUGGAAAAUCUCGUCUUCGUCAAGCCGUCGGCGAAAGACCUAGCUGCUCACAAGUUGGCCAAGGCAAAGUGUACCUCGGAAGCCGCCAGAUUGGCGACUUUCUUGGACGCCAUGGCCAAGGCAGACCGCUCAGCUGUCGAAGGCCAUCAAGGAUUAUGUAGAACACAUACCUGGGGUCCCUGGCGCACAUCAGUUCGGCUCUCUGGAUACGAAACCGCCCUCUGUCGAUCCAAUCGACAUGCACCAACCUAA
Melampsora larici-populina 98AG31 is the source of this 873-nucleotide messenger RNA. RefSeq lists its product as uncharacterized. The record is from RefSeq and is a predicted model, not a curated record. NCBI's taxonomy places the organism in Eukaryota, Fungi, Basidiomycota, Pucciniomycetes, Pucciniales, Melampsoraceae. The coding region runs from base 1 to 873 and encodes 290 amino acids. The transcript is spliced from 4 exons.